Molecule: messenger RNA, 447 nt
Organism: Tetrahymena thermophila SB210
Lineage: Eukaryota; Ciliophora; Oligohymenophorea; Hymenostomatida; Tetrahymenidae
Product: mago nashi family, integral exon junction complex protein
Exons: 7
Biological process (GO): RNA splicing
Cellular component (GO): nucleus; exon-exon junction complex
Source: RefSeq, a predicted model, not a curated record
AUGGAUUAAAACGAAGAUUUCUACGUCAGAUAUUACGUAGGCCAUAAAGGUCAAUACGGUCAUGAAUUCUUAGAAUUUGAAUUCAGAAAAGAUGGAAGACUUAGAUAUGCCAAUAAUUCUAAUUAUAAAAGCGAUAAAUUGAUUAGAAAAGAAGUUUAUGUUAAUGACAUAGUUUUGUAAGUUUUAAAAAGAAUCAUAGAUGACAGUGAAAUUUUGAAAGAAGAUGACAGCAACUGGCCAAGAUCAGAUAAAAAUGGCAGAUAAGAACUUGAAAUUAAAUUAGGAAAAACCCAUAUUAGUUUUUCAACUAGCAAGAUAGGAUCUCUAAGUGACAUUAAAGGAAGCAAGGAUGCAGAUGGUCUUGCAAUAUUUUUCUAUCUCAUUCAAGAUUUAAAGGCUUUAGUUUUUUCAUUAAUAGGUCUUCAUUUCAGAAUCAAACCAGUAUGA